Rhinopithecus roxellana (golden snub-nosed monkey) is the source of this 1625-nucleotide messenger RNA. It is a transcript of the gene OOSP2, whose product is annotated as oocyte secreted protein 2. The transcript is spliced from 4 exons. The record is from RefSeq and is a predicted model, not a curated record. The coding region runs from base 100 to 744 and encodes 214 amino acids. Lineage: Eukaryota; Metazoa; Chordata; Mammalia; Primates; Cercopithecidae.
AAUCAAGAGAGUCUCAGCCUUUAGGUAGUUGACCCUGUGAUAAGUGCAUCCUGUGAACUACCCAAAUAAGGAGGAAAACGAAGGCAGCUGAGCCAUGGGAUGCCAUAUAAAAAUCACUUAAACCAGUCGCCACUUCUUGUUUCCCGAGUUGUCCUGUGCUGGAGGUCUGCCCAGAUGAAGGUCUCCAUGGCUUUAGAAGUCUUGAUGCUCCUUGCUGUCUUGAUUUGGACUGGUGCUGAGAACCUCCAUGUGAAAAUAAAUUGCUCUCUGGACUGGUUGAUGGUCUCAGUUAUCCCACUUGCAGAAAGCAGAAAUCUGUAUAUAUUUGCGGAUGAAUUACAUCUGGGAAUGGGCUGCCCUGCAAAUUGGAUACAUACAUAUGUAUAUGAGUUUAUAUAUCUUGUUCAUGAUUGUGGCAUCAGGACAAGGGUCAUUUCCGAGGAAACUCUUCUUUUUCAAACCGAGCUAUACUUUACCCCAAGGAAUAUAGAUCACAACCCGGAGGAAAUCCAUUUGGAGUGUUCUGCCUCUAGGAAAUCAGUGUGGCUUACACCAGUUUCUACUGAGAAUGAAAUAAAAUUGGAUCCUAGUCCUUUUAUUGCUGACUUUCAGACAACAGCAGAAGAGUUAGGCUUAUUAUCUUCUAGUCAAACUUGCUCUGAGCUAAAGGAGAAAUGGAAACUUGAAGCUGGUAUUAUGUAUUUUGCAGGAAAACAGUUUUGUUUUUUCAGAGCAAAAAUAUAGUUGGUGUAUAUCUCUCCUUAAGUCUCUGGUUUCUAAAAACCCUACUUCAGUAAAGGUCCUGAUCAGUUGAUUAGUGAAUGUGUAUUUCUAAAUAUUUGUAUUCAGUAGGGGUAUGGCUUAUUAAUUUAACAUUAUUAGGUAAUUCAUAUUAUACAUUUAAGUUUUUUUCUGUUCUGUGUAGAAGAUUCAGAAAUAUGUCUUCAAUGACAAUGACUUGAUCUAAUUGAUAUGAACCUCCAAUAAAUAUGUUCUAAUAUUUUUCAGGAAGAAUAAAGAAUAGAGAGAGACGUAUAAAUGUGCAGGAGGCAAAACUUUGAGCAUAGUGUAAAAUUUAACAUAUUAACUCUCAUGAAAGACAAAACCCUUUUAUGUGCAGAUAUUUUAAUUCAUGUAGACUUUGCUAUUAAUCAGUAAAGUUGAAUCCUAACAAUAAUGCAAUGUGACUGCCUAUUUAGAUUAUUCCAGAAGUAAAUUCUAUUUAUUUUCUAGAGCUCAAAUAACCACUCCCUUAACUGAAAUUUGAUGUUCGAUUUUCCUUUUUCCUCAGAAUGUUUCUUCCACACUCAAAAUAAUUGAUUGGUUGAGUUGGUUAAGCAAAGAGUUAUCCUGCCACCUAAGAGCAUUCAUUAAAUGAUUAUUUAUUAACACUUACUUUAUACAGCUUCCUUUCUUUAAACAGGGAGUCUAUAUGUGUAAUAUAUCCAAAAAUACUUCUAAUUUUGGUAGAUUUCUUAUAUCAAGGGUGAAAAUUGAACUGUGCCGUUGGCUAUUCAAUAGUUUAUUGAAUGUAUGUUUUGGAUGCUACAUCCUCCUGGAAGCAAAUUUUACCAAGAUAUUGGUUAUUAUUAUUUUUAGUUAAAGUGAUACUAUUCAAUUUUCAA